This is a messenger RNA of Neoarthrinium moseri, 846 nucleotides long. RefSeq lists its product as uncharacterized. Gene Ontology annotation, cellular component: cytosol; eukaryotic translation elongation factor 1 complex. The coding region runs from base 1 to 846 and encodes 281 amino acids. Lineage: Eukaryota; Fungi; Ascomycota; Sordariomycetes; Amphisphaeriales; Apiosporaceae. The transcript has 5 exons. The record is from RefSeq and is a predicted model, not a curated record. Gene Ontology annotation, molecular function: translation elongation factor activity; guanyl-nucleotide exchange factor activity. Gene Ontology annotation, biological process: translational elongation.
AUGGGUUUCCUCGAUGUCCUCACUGACGGCGGCCUCGCCGUGCUGAACAGCUGGCUCGAGACUCGCUCCUACAUCAUCGCCGCGCCUGCGAACACGGGCGCCGUCACCCUUCUCGAGUAUGACUUGCCAUCUGCUCUUGGUGCCGCGGUGCAAUCUUCGUGCCUACGCCCCCUGCCCCAACCCCAUACAAAGCCCAACCUUCUACUGGUUUCUUUCCAUGAUGAGAACAAUUGCUACGCUCCCACCCAGGCCGACGUUGCUACUUUCAAGGCCCUCAAGUCGUCCCCUGACGCCGCCAAGUACCCCCACGCCGCAAGAUGGUACAAGCACAUUGCCACCUUCGAGGAUGAGUUCGCCACUCUCUCCGGCGAUGCCUCUAAGCCCUACACCGCCUACGGCCCUGACAAGGCUGAGGCUACCCUGAACCCCGCCAAGGCACCGGCCAAGGACGAGGACGAGGACGAUGCCGAGGGUCUCUUCGACAGCGACUCCGAGGAGGAGGACGCCGAGGCCGUCAAGGCCCGUGAGGAGCGCCUGAAGGCAUACAGGGACAAGAAGGCCGCCAAGCCCAAGCCCGUUGCCAAGUCCAUUGUCACCAUGGACGUCAAGCCCUGGGAUGACGAGACUGACAUGGUGGCCCUUGAGGCCGCUGUGCGCGGUAUUGAGAAGGAGGGUUUGGUCUGGGGUGGCUCCAAGCUGGUCGCCGUCGGUUUCGGUAUCAAGAAGCUCCAGAUCAACUUGGUCGUCGAGGACGAGAAGGUCUCCACCGACGAGCUCCAGGAGCAGAUCCAGGACUUCGAGGACUACGUCCAGUCCACCGAUAUUGUUGCCAUGCAGAAGUUGUAA